Molecule: messenger RNA, 4212 nt
Organism: Acipenser ruthenus (sterlet)
Lineage: Eukaryota; Metazoa; Chordata; Actinopteri; Acipenseriformes; Acipenseridae
Product: ADAMTS-like protein 5
Exons: 14
Coding region: 1670-3316 (548 amino acids)
Biological process (GO): extracellular matrix organization
Cellular component (GO): extracellular matrix
Molecular function (GO): protein binding; metalloendopeptidase activity
Source: RefSeq, a predicted model, not a curated record
UGCGGCGAGACCCGAAGUCUGAAACAUGCGAGGGAGUGAGAAGCGCAGAACGGCGUCUGGUGAUACUCGGUGAUUAUACUGAAGUGGUUGUGUUAUACGGGGAAUAACAAGCACCUCGCCGUACCAGCUAGGAUAUACUGACCAGGGUCCGCUGCUAACCGCUCCAGAACAUUUAAAGACGUGUGGAAAAAGGGGAGAGCACGCACCUGGAACCAGGGAAUAUGGGGCACUCACCUGGAACCAGGGAAUAUCUGGAACAGCGGUGUGGAGAUAAUGUGUUUGGAGUGAAGGGAAUGGGCAUAUCUGUUUGCCACUAUUGAAAGCAGAGAGUGGCAGAAAUACCUACCCGUCGCUACUACUACUACCACCCGGAGGAACAGAGAGACAGUGACAUUAACUCCCGGUUCUCUGAGUUGAUCUGUAUAAAGCAGGGGGCGCAGCCAGAUUGCUGUGUGUGCCUGUCUGGGAAGAGGAAGCUCCGAUUUCAGAACUAUCUCCUCUUAUGUAUAUUUCAAAACGCCUUUAGCCAAAUUGCUGUAGUGGUUGACAGUCACCUGUUGGCAAUCCCCCCGUGUCGCAUCCCCUGUCAAUGGUUCAAGAGACUUAACCGAAACUCAAAUGGUGGGGGCCGAGGGUGCAUUCAUUAAAUCAGAAACAGAAAUAAAAAAGAACGCCUGAAUUCAUUUAAAUACCAGUGGGCAAAAAGAAGAAGGAAUUCUAUUAAACACCUCUUAAGUCAACCCCCCCCCCCCCCCCCCGUAUUCUGUCACACCGCAUUCCUGAGAACCACGCGUUACACAGCUGCCGAGAAGGAAAUCAAAGCAAGCGCUGUAUGACGUGAACACCUGAGAGCUACCGAGCCGACCGCGCACAGCUGCGUUUUAUUGUAACUGGCUAGAACCUGAAAGGACGCACUAGGUUAUUGUAGCGGAGUGUAAAAUGAUUGCCGAUUGCUUUCUGAUCAUCUACAAAGGGAAUUAACAUCGUUUGUAUAUACAUAUGACCAGAUUGUUGUCUUCUGAGAAAUCGUUUCUAAGGUUUGCACACACCGUAUUUAUAAUCUCCCACCAGGUAGAGGUUUAAUGAGAGAUCUGUCCGGGCUCGUUUCCUGAUAAAGUGAUGUGGCACACUCACAGCAAAAACAAAAAAAGUAAAGUGAUUAAUUAAAGUAUAAUUAUAUCUUAGACAAGCACCUCUGAGAAGGCGCUAGGUUCGGGUCCCAUCCCUGUGUGUCAGCCAGCCCGAGGGGAUGUCUGUCGGGCGCCAGGCGGAUUCACUUGGAUCAGCGCUAAUACGUUAAAUGGGCGAUUUUUGUAAGUGUAUGUAGAAAAUCUAAUAUACAAAAUAACAAUCACUUUCAAACGGACAAUUUCCUCGACUUUGUAGUUCCAAUGGGGUGAUCAUCUCCCCACGGAUCCCGCAGCAAUGGGUGCGAACUGCAGUCAAGUUGCAGCAGAAACUCUGUCUGACUUUGUUGUGAAUUCUUUUUAAACCGCCACAUCCUCACGGGAUAGCUUAAAUAUGUAUAUUGAAACUUGGAAAUGUUCUUAACCCUUUCGUCGCCAAAGAAUAUGUCGCUUUCAAAAAUCAGGUUAUAUAAAGAGCCAUCACCUGCAGCCAUUCCACAACCAAGCUCAGGUUCGCACUAAAAACUGUGCUGAAGGACAUUAUGUUGGUGGAUUUUGUUAAGAGGAGGCUGUCUCAAUGCGUGGCUGUGACCUUCCUCACUCUGCUGCUCUCUCCAGUCUGUCUGUCUUCCCCCCAUACCCCUUGGGGCUCCCUGUGGGGUGAAGCCCCGCCCCUGAGUCGCGCCCGCCGGCAGCUGCGAUUCGGUAACGAGUGGAGCUCCUGGAUUGGCUGGUCCGCCUGUUCACGCACCUGCGGAGGAGGGGCCUCCGUUCGAAGUCGCACCUGCAUCACCAGGAACCUGCAGGGGGGGCCGUGCACCGGAGAGCCCAGGCAGUAUAAGAUCUGCAACAUCCAGGACUGUCCAACAGGGGCGCUCGGGUUCCGGGAGCUGCAGUGUGCCGCCUAUAAUGAUAAACCCUUGAUGGGCAGCGGGAGAUACAAGUGGACAACCUUCCAAGGAGGUUCAACCCCCUGUGAUCUCAGCUGCUUGGCACUGGGGCACAAUUUCUACUAUAACUUCGGACGAGUGCUGGACGGGACGCCCUGCCAGACUGAACUGGGUGGGGUCUGCAUUAACGGACGCUGUUUGCGGCCCGGCUGUGACCUGAUCCUGGGCUCGGAGCAGCAGCAGGAUGCCUGCAUGGUGUGUGGGGGGCGCAACACCACCUGCCUGCUCCAUCGCAGUGUAUACCAGAGCCCCAGCCAGGCUGUCGGUACCUUUGGAUAUAAUGAAGUCACAAUGAUUCCCGCUGGAGCCACGCACAUCCGGGUGACUGACAACAGCAAGAACUACCUGGCACUACAGAACGGGCGCUCCCAGUAUGUCAUCAAUGGUAACUGGGAGAUCGACUGGCCGGGGGAGUACAGCGUCGCUGGGACCAAGCUGGUGUACAAGCGCUCAGCAGACAACCGAGAGAGCUUUGAGGCUUCAGGACCCACCCAAGAGGACCUGCACAUCAUGGUGCUGUCCACUGACAGGAACUCUGGGAUCGAGUAUGAGUACUGGCUGCCACGCGACCGUUACGCGCUCUACCAUGGGGGGAGGAGCCAGCUGCACCAGCCACAUCAAUCGGCAACCUUCUCGCCAUGGCAACGUCCAACCAGCACCACAACAACACUGGCAACUACUAGCACAACAACAGCCAGGCCUCCCUCAACUACUACCACCACCACUACCCCAGCCUGGGCUCCUGCAGGACACAAUCCGUCUCGGCAUCAAAACAACCAGCCGCAGGCACGCCUGGAGCGAGACGAGAACUGGAGCAACCAGAUCCCUCAGCACCACAGACCCGGUCACUGUGGGAAGUGCAGGAGGGUUAGAGGGAAAGGAAACCGCGUCAGACAGUACUGCCAGAAGGACUUCGUGUUCCGUGGCAAGGUGCUGGGGAAGCAGUACAGGGGUCAGGAGACGCGCUACGACAUGCAGGUGAUCCACACCUACCGCAACCGCUUCCCGCUGGUGCGCCGCGAGUUCAUGUGGGUGCCCAACGUGUGUGACUGCCCCCAGCUGGAGGAGGGCCGCCAGUACGUGAUGAUGGCGCGGCGGCACGUCAACUACGAGCGCACGCUGAACCGCAUCCUGCUGGAGACCGACAGCUACGUGCGGGAUUACCGCCCCCGGGAGGAUGAGCUGCUGCGCUCCCUGGAGCCGGAGUGCCUGAAGCAGAGCUAUCCUCCCACGGCCUGAUCAGAGGAGCUGGAGACACCCCACCCUGGAGAGAACACCGACACACUCUCACACCGCUGCUCACACCGCUCUGCCCGCAGCCCAAGGAAGCUUGUGCGCUUGUUUUGAAAAUGAGAAGAGUAAGGAACGGUGGGGAUGGUUCAGAAGCAGGGAACUGGAGAUCACCAGGGUCCAGCCAAUUCUAUACAGAGAACUCAGAACUAGGGAUCCGAGAGCCAGCAAAUGGAACAAAGAGAGAUCUCAUUUGCAGAUGAACAUCUGAAAUGUAAAAAUCUGCCUAGAUCUUUUUUUUUUUUUUGACCAAAAAGUUGCAAUAUUAGUUCACAUUUGGGGUCAUUUCAUUUAGUCAGUCUCAAUUCUCUUUCCUCAAUUCCCAGAGUUUGGGAAAGUCACUUGAAAAUUAACUGACCAGGAGAGAAAGGACUUAGACAGUCAGUACCAAAGGUGAAUAUUACUUUUGUUCACUAGAAACAGAACCCACCCACAACAUGUAGCCCAUCAGGGACCUUAAUGACAAUGUAAUCUCAUCACAUUGUAAUCUCUGCCAACCCGCUCCUGAAGCAGUAAUUCAGGGUUUGAAUACACCCCUUCAGCGGUGAACUGUUGUCUGGAGUACAAACCUACCCUGGUGGGGUUUGUGAAAGAAUACCCUUGGGAGAGCGUGUGUCUAACCCCUAUAUUCUAUCCCCCCCACCCACACCCAAUUCAGACCUUCUGAACUGGAGUGUGAUCCUGGGUAAUGUUUUAUAAUUUAUAAAGAACUCAGCACGACACCAAAGAUCACUUGUGUAUAACAUUUUGUUUUGCAUUAUAUACAUUUAUAAUCAUGUACCUGUAUUAUUAUGUGUCUUUAUUACUGUCACUUAAUCAACAAAAGUGUAUUAUUAUUAUUAAUA